Molecule: messenger RNA, 3731 nt
Organism: Penicillium pulvis
Lineage: Eukaryota; Fungi; Ascomycota; Eurotiomycetes; Eurotiales; Aspergillaceae
Exons: 5
Coding region: 89-3508 (1139 amino acids)
Molecular function (GO): protein binding
Source: RefSeq, a predicted model, not a curated record
CGAUCAUUCUCCCCGAACCUGUUUCUCUCGCUGCCCGCAUGUCCUGUUCUUCAUCUUCUUCUGCGCAUUAAUCCCAGUAAAGGACAUCAUGGCGGGAGGCAAUGUCGAGAAGGGACAACGUUAUAUCGCACUCCUAGACCAGGCGCGGGCCCAGGGCAAAUGGGAAGAGGUUCCUGAACUGAUCCGAAAAGUCACCAAGCACGCUCCACAGAGGACUUGUGUCAUUCAGACCGCAACUGCCGAAACGCGAGUGGUAGCAUUUAUUCACCAAAAGACGACCAGCGAAUCAACAGCUACACCCAAUCUACCCGAGUUAAUCCCCGCUUUGUUGACAACAAUCGAGAACAAUGAUGGCACCCCGCAGGAGAUCUUACAGGCUCAGGUGUGCUUGGGAUGGGUUCAUUGGACACUAAAUGAGCCGGCGCUAGCGGCAGCUCGCUUGCCCAAGGAUCUCACUGCCACCGUUGAGGCCCUGUUGAGCGAAGGCCAUGAAUUAUCCGAGUGGACUGAGGUCUGUUUGGUCAAGGGAUGCUAUAUCAAGGGAUCUGCACAGUCUACAGUUGCCAGCAUCGAUGAAUCUCUGGAGACCUUUGCAGACUUGAUUCCAUGGCUGAGCAACGGCAAGCUUAUCAACAAUGCCAAUUCCCAGUUCCUCAGCUGGUCCGAGACACUACUUGGCAAGGGAGCCGUGAUGGCGAGUGAAGAAGCUGGCACGGCCACCCCAUACUCAGACCCCCGACAUGUGGAGAUCGCUCUUCGGCUGUUCCGGCUGUGGUCUGUGCAUCCUGCAGUUAAGCAAGGACAGGGCUCUCCUAAGGCCGCGUACGCUGGUGCUCCUGGUCAACCUUCACGCACUUCGAUCUGGAAAUCGUACUAUUUGUUCCUCACAAUUGUCCUGCAGGAUGGUUUGCCCUACCCACCUUCCCAUGACAACCCGGAACGCCCACAGCUUGCCAGUGAGCUCCGUCGAGUUGAAGCUAUCUGUGAGAGCAAUCUACUCCGGGAGGUCAAGUUCCCUACUGCUAGUUCCGACAAUUCACAGGUUGAAGAAUGGGUGGAGCAAGUGAUCAGCAACUGGGAGAUUCUUUGUGGCCCCGAAUGGCAGGACCAGGACCUUGGUGAAGGGGGACAAAAUGCCGUGGGCCGCAAUGUCUUGGACAUUCUGUAUCGGGCGGCAACCAAAACCUAUCAUUCGCACUUGAUCCUCAGACGUCUGUUCCAUGUACAUGCAGCACUGGCAGACUUUCACCUUGCGUUCAAAGCUCUUGAUUCUUACGUCGAGAUUGUCACUGCCGCCAAAGCACGGGCCGAGAAGUCGGCCGAAUAUGGAGAGCUGGAAAAGGAUGAGAUACUGUUGCAGACUCUUUCGGAGGGCGUUACCCUUUUGAGCUCCUAUGGGUCCUUUGAAGAGGCAGAGAAGGCCAGAAACUUGACGGACUUGAUCAAAGAGUACAUUGAUAAGCAGGCGACAAGCCAAACAGAGGGUCAGAGCAACGGCAAGCUCCUGCUUUCACAUGGUCCUAACUGUACCAAUACUCCAGAUAUCCCUGUCGCUAUACUAGCCGCAUCAUACCGAGCAGUCGGAGUUGGUCUCGCCAACUGGGCUAGCCACACGCCUCUGAAUGAGGCACGCGACGAGAUUCGUGGGGAGGCAAUUGAUUACUUGGAGAAAAGCAUUAACCCUGAGUUUGGACAAGACACCGACUUCGCCGCUUUAUACACUCUUGCCCUAACUUUAGCGGAAAACCGUGAUCUCGAUGCUGCAAUCGACUAUGCUAAGUCCGCUCUGGCAUCUCACAAUUCCACCCCUGUCACCGAGGACCUUUCAAAGCAAAGAGACCUUGUAUCACUAUGGCAUCUGCUUGCACUGUUGCUUAGUGCAAAGCAGGAGUUCGACAUCGCUGAACGCUCGUGCGAGGCAGCGUUCGAACAUUUUCCUUCGGAAAUUUUCUCUAGGGGCAAUCGUGACCGACGUUCUUCUUCGAGGCAUUCACAGAAUGGUCUAGGUGGACCUAAGCGCUCGCUGGUCAGUCGCUUGCAGGGUCGGGAGAAGGAGCGCAUCCUUCAGACCCGCAUCACGCAGCUUGCGUUCACCGAGGUUCUCGAAGGCCCGGAGGCUGCCGUUAACCAGACAGAGCAGCUACUCAGUCUUUUUGGUAAACUGUUCCAGGAGCUGGAUCUUGACGAGGGAUCUAAGUCCAAGUCCGAUCAUUUGAUACCACCCAAAAGCUCUGCGGGGACAACGAAGAGCUUCCGCGGCAGUAUCUUCCACCGUAACCGAAUGUCUCAGCUACCAGACCGCCGGGGUGAGCGAUCCGCGAGCUUACAUUCUGCGACUCCUCCUGUUCCGGCGAUUCCGAAUGGUCACUCAGGUUAUGAUGCGCCAGAAAUUCAAGUCACUGAUGAAGAUCACGAGUUAGGCCCUAGGAUUGGACGAUCAGACUCCAAAAGAUUGACGAAGCGCAGCGGUAGUUCUUACAGGCAUGAGAAACCAGAAGAUCAAGGGCCACCAGUGCCUCCUCAUGAAAAUGAGGUUGGCAUUGCAGUAUCAGGCAACUCGACUCCCGUGCCACGAGCCCAGUCACAAACUCCUAACGACGAACAACCGCAGCAUAAGCAAGCUGGCUAUGAAGGUCACUCUCUGCGCCACAAUCUUAGCCGUCCCAUUGCUCACAGAUUUGACUCUCCUACCAACGUCACUACCAAAUUCUCUCCCACACAAUCUAAGAGACACGCCCUUGCUCUACUGGUCAAGAUCUGGCUGGUGAUCGCUGGUCUCUAUCGCCGUGCAUCCCUAUUCGACGACGCCCGCGAGGCUUGUGAGGAAGCCUUGAAAGAAACUGGGCGAAUGGAAGCUUUGGUUGCCGCUGAAGAGUCUUCUGCUCGUCAUUUGAAUAGUCGAGGCUGGACUGCUGCACGAAGCUCCGAGGAACUCUGGGCUGAUGUCUACGCCGAAGAGGGUCUUUUGUCCCAAGCUCAGGACAAGCCUCAUGAGGCCAUGAAAUAUUACGAGGAUGCUCUUCUGCGCUGUCCCGAACACCCCAUUGCAACGAUUGCACUCGCAAACCUUCUCUUGGAUAUUUGGGAUGAGAAACUUUCGCCCGAAUCUACAAAGACGGAAGUAGAUCUCAACGUCUCCCGUCUAUCUUUGCUGUCUUCCAGUGCUAAGCUCAAGUCCGCACGAGCCAUCUCAGCCGAUGAGCUCAAGGUCCCUGAGACGACCGAGAUUCCACGACCAAUUUCGAUCGCUACUUCCCCACAUGAGGUUGACCCGAAGCACCUCCACCGUCUGGCGGCUCGCGAUCGUGCAUACGGCCUUCUCUCCAUACUCACUAAACUCGGCAGCUCCUGGGACAACUCCGAGGCGUGGUAUGCGCUGUCUCGCGCAUACGAGGCUGGAGAGCAGACUGAGAAAUUAAAAGAAGUUCUAUGGUGGUGCAUUGAGCUUGAGGACCGUAGGCCAAUUCGGCACUGGUCCAACAUUGGCUCCGGUCUUUAUGUCCUUUGAAAGAGCAAAGGAAUAAACAUGUUUAAUUAAUAUCCUUCUUGUAUCUAGUUGAUUUCCCUUUGACUGGUCACGCUUGAUUCCCCUUGUUUUCAUCUUCAACAUCUGAGAUACCAUGUCCUUACUGCAGCCGGGAACUCAGAGCAGGACUGGAUAUGUUUCGUCGAGCGUUUUCUUGUUGUGAUCUUUGCAUUUAUUGGAAUGGAAAAUCGUUCAUCUUCUUCAA